This is a messenger RNA of Guillardia theta CCMP2712, 9042 nucleotides long. RefSeq lists its product as hypothetical. Gene Ontology annotation, molecular function: chromatin binding; DNA binding. Gene Ontology annotation, cellular component: nucleus. Lineage: Eukaryota; Cryptophyceae; Pyrenomonadales; Geminigeraceae. Bases 1 to 9042 code for a protein of 3013 amino acids. The transcript is spliced from 23 exons. Gene Ontology annotation, biological process: regulation of transcription by RNA polymerase II. The record is from RefSeq and is a predicted model, not a curated record.
AUGAGCGGGGACGGGUCAAGUGCGAGAGAUCCUGGGGUGCGGGGAGAAGAAGCGGAGCUGAAAGGCUCGAGUAGUCCACAAGACUCCGGUGCCAAAGUGGGAGAGGCAAGCACGCUGCACCAAGUGGAUCAGCCUAUAACGAUGGUCGCUGGGGUGGGAGGGAUCGACAACAACGAGAACGAGGAGGAAGAUCAUCACGAUGAGGUGCUUGCUGCUCAUCGAGAGAUCGUUCAAGAGGAUCAGGAAUGGGAGAAAAAUUGGCUAGACUUCCUCGACAAGAAGGGGAUCCCCCACCCGCUGAAGAUACCGGGGUUGUGUGGGAAACCUGUAAGGCCCAUUCUCCUCUUCCAGGAAGUUCUGAAACAUGGUGGGAUUAAGAUGUGCCUGAAAAAAAAGGUGAUGAAGCAAGUUGUGAGUUCCAUUCAGACUGGUACGAACAACGAGAAUUUCAGAUCCACAGUUCAUAGAAUGAAACGAUUUUAUUGGCGAUACUUGUAUGACUUAGAAUUGAAACACCGGAACUGCAAGAACGAAAAGGAGGAUGGCGACGAAGGGCCGGGAUUUAGCCCGCAGAAGUUGAAGGACGAGAACCAUGGCAGCAGCAGCAUGGAUCAAGAUUCGAAUGCUGCUGAGCACAAGGUCAAGCGAUGCACAAGGAUCCAGCCCCAAGAGGAUGCGGAAACAGAGUUGACCCCAGAGCGCCAAGAAUGGUUGCAGCAGUGGAGAGAUCACAUGAAGGUGUCCGGACAAAGCAGCGUCGUCCCCUACAUGGCUGGCAGGAAACUGGACAUCUUCCAGCUUCAUGGGAUCGUGACGAACAUGGGGGGGAUGGACGAAGUGACGAAGAACCGAAGGUGGCGAGAGGUGUGCAGGAUUAUGAACCUUCCGGAGAGCGCCAGCGGGACGCUGAAGUUCCACUAUUUCCGUCUUCUGUUUCGCUUCCAUGGCGCCGUCCAUGAGGCUGACAACGAGACUGACGCAGUACUGGACGAGUCUGUGCUAGAGGAUGAGAGCUGGAACGAUGGUAUGCCCGAUACGAACUUCCUCCUUCAGUCAUGUGUGAACAAGUCUCGGAAGCUCACAAAGGACGGGAAAUCUUUAGAGGAGCAGGUGGACAAAAUCUUGUGUUUGAUCGAGUCGCUUCCUCAAAAUGAUUUCUCAUACUCCGACACGUUAGUGGAGAUGUACUCAAGGGAUUUGAAUGUGGUGGAUCAGAGCAAUGUCGGCCAGACUUCAGCUUCUUUCCUGGCAAAAUUCCAUGAGUUUGAGGAAUUCUCCAACGUGUUGGGACGGAAGACAAGUCAGUUGAAGAAGAAGGUAGAGAAAGAAGUCCAGGAGUUCCAGAAGGGGGGUGAGAAAAGAUGUCAGGCGUCAGCUCCAGGGUCGUCGGGACGGAGCCAAGAGAGCGAAGGGUCCAACAAGCGCGAGAUGAUCCCUCUGUUCAGAGAUGGGCCGAACUUGUACUGUGAAGGGGACUGUGUGAUCCUCAAUUCGGAGGGUUCAGAUACUCCGUUCAUAGCACAGCUCCUCGCGUACGACAGGAAGAGCGACUUCCUUCAUGUCAGGUGGCUCUACAAGUGCGAGGAGGUGCAGAAGACAAACAGGAGUGCCCUCUACCACUACCGAAAACGGCACGUUCCCGACCAUGAUGUAGCCUACACCAAACCAGCUUGGAAUGCAGAGCACGAAGUUUUCUUCUCUUUGCACAUGGAUAAGGACGUUCACCGCAACACCGUUCUCGGGCUGGUCACCGUGUACUUCACCGAGGGGAACCCGAUCGACCCGCACAAGUACCUGCGGUCGGGGGAGUACUACUGCCGAGCCGUCUGGGACCCGUCGGAGGAGCACGUCUUCCACUUCAGCGAGAACGAUUUCAAGGAGAGCAUGCGGACAGCGAUAGACGAGGAGCUGGUUUUCAGCCCCUACCCCUACCCCCUCACCUCCUCCUUCUCCUCCAUCUUUGGGCACGACGAGACGGGCGAGGCGGACACGAUGAGCAGCUCGAUGCGCUACCUGCACUCCAAUUCUGAGGUGAAGGAUGAAUGGCUGAAGGAGGCCGGGGCCCAAGUCAGCGAGCGCGUGCUGGAAUGUGUUCAACACCGCAAGUACCGCAGGGUUGAGGUGAGAGCGAUCGCCAAGGCCAUGGCCAUGGAGGACGAGCUGGAUGACUGUUGCUUCUCCUCGGAGGAUGAGGCCGCCUUCGUGGACAAGAAAACAUCGCGCUGCCCGCCCGCGGGCUGCGUCUUUGACUCGGUCCCCUCUGGGCACACUCCUCAACCCAAACCUAAGGUGCAGGAAAGGUGGAAGGCUCUGGAGUCCUCUGAGCCUUCCAUGUGCACUGACUUCGACGCCUGGCACGAGACCAUGAGGCAGAUGUGGAACGCCAUGCUGGAGAGGAAAGGAGCCAGGAGGGAGCCGCCCAAGGUCACUAGACCUCAACGACUCUCCUCCACCUCUCGCCGGCCCCCGACCUUGGAGUCUCAUGACUCGCAGGUGGACAGUCGGUGCCUUGAGCUGGUGGCUUCGUUCGACGCCCAGAGAUUCGCGCUUACGGUUGACAAGAAGGCAAUGGACCAGCUGCCGCCCGGCUGGGAUCUCAGGGUUGACAACCCCAUCUUCAGCCCAGGUGGCCCCUUGCCUGCCACGUCCUUCAACUCCCCCGAGGGAGAGAGCUUUGACUCCCUCACUGCUCUAAUGCGGAAGUUCCACAAGAGUGCCGAGCAGGGAGCCCACAAGCAGCAGGUCAGCCAGCUCGUCGCCCCAUUCCUAAGGGUCCAGAUGAGCAUGGCUACCACGGAGCUGUAUGAUGGGAGCCAGCCCGGGGUCCGAUCGCUCUUUGAAACUCUCACGCGGCGCUGCGAGGGGGAGGAGGAGAGCGGGAGGGACACUUUGGAUUCCCUUGUUGACAUAAUCCAGCAGCUGAAGGCUAGGAAGACCUCCCUGGAGGAAUCCUGCAGAGACGCGCAGAGUCUGCACGGUGAGCUCCUGUGCAGGAACAGGCAGCUCAAGGAAAGCAUGUCGCUUCCUCGCACGAAGUUCGUCUUUCAAGAGAAGCAGAUAGGAGAAUCGUGCAAGAUGAAGCAGCCCGAGUAUCAUCUCAAGACGCUGAGUGAUGGAAGAACCGUCAAGGUGUAUCAUUCCCCGUUGCGGGCAGAGACGAGCAGAGAUCGACUGGUCACAUUGAGACAGCACAUACUCAACGGCAGGACAGCGAUAGAUGUUAAUGUUGACAAAUUCAAGCAAACGACCAGGUCACAGGAGCCCAAGGGGGAGAUGAAAGGCAGCGAAUACCCCAAGUUGAAGAAGCGACUCGUCCCGAAAGACAAGUCCAGCGAUGAUGACAGGGCCACAGAAAUGCUGGAUGCUGUCAAUUCGCCCGGGGGUGGCGAUGGAGCCGUUGCGGAUGACUCUGACUUCUUUCCCCUCCCAGCAGAAUCCUUGGGGGAUCGGAUCCGAAGGAGGGUCUUCCACGAGGCUUCCUCCUCCUACAAGACGAUCGAGGGAAAGAUCGUCGGAGUUCUGCCAUCGAAACUCUCCGGAUUUCGUGAUUCCCACACGGGAAAGCCAGCAGCUCUAUGGAGGAUUCGAUACGAUGAGGGGGAGCUGGCGGAAGACCUCGAGUUCCGGGAGGUCUUGGAAGGGAUCAUGGCGUAUAGAUUAGCGUCGUCGCCUUCGUCUGUGAAGGAGUUCAUCGACAAGAAGAUUCUCAGUGAUGCGGAUGACUCCGAAAAGCACGAGUGGGUUGGUAUGAGGGUGCGGCGGGCUGUGUUGGAUGAGAAUGAGAAGCCGCUGGGUUUUGCGGACGGUACCAUCAAGCAAUGCAUCUCGUACUCCGACACUUCCGCAGACAGUCAGGGCGCCAGGAUGUUCCGAGUCGUUUACGACAUUCCUGAGAUCGGGUGCGAAGAUUUGAAGGAGGAAGAGGCGAAGCAGGCGAUCGAAGCUUUUCUGAAGUUGCCUGACGCGAGGGCGGAUAGUUUUGCUCACAACGGUGACCUGUAUGUGGGUCGAAGGAUCAGAAGGAAAGGGUUUGUCAAGCUCGGAGUGGAUCAGGGGCAGGCUGACGGCUACGUGGCUGAGUGGCUGCAGAGCGACUUCUGUCGUCUUGGGAAGCGGAAGAAAUGCUCUUCAUGCUUGUGGAAAGUCGUUUACGACCGGAAAGAGCUGGAGUUUGACUACCUCAACGAGUUCCAGGUGAAGGAGGCCAUCAUGAUCCACGAGCUGGCGGAGGGGAAGCGGCCGGAGGACGGGACGGAGGACUGGUUCACGUUUGGAUGCAAGCACAUCGGGAAGAGGGUGCGGAGGAUAGUGGUGCUCGAGGGAAAGGAGAAGGCUCGCAAGGUCGACGGGACUGUACGAGGCUGGCUGCCUGCCACAGUCUCAAACUACUUCCGCAACGACGACCCGAGCGACCCCCGAGCGCUGUGGAGGGUAAAGUACGACGACGAGGAUAUCGGGGAGGAAGACCUCGAGCUGUCCGAGCUGGAGGAAGCGAUCGAGGUGUACCAUACCGACACCAUCGUGAAGCCCAACGGCCAAGAGAAAGAGGAGGAGCGCGCAGAUCUGACUGGUCAGAGAGUGAGGAAGUUCUUCGCUACCUCGCACGGAGAGCAAUCGGUGGAUGGGAUCGUCGCUGGACCGGUAAGGAAGGAAGCGAAGCCGACGGACUUCGGGGGGGAGGGAAGGAGCAAGUCUCCCUUGUGGACGGUCAAGUACGAGGACGGGUUCGGAACAGAACACCUCGAGGAGUCACAGGUGCUGAAGGCUGUUGAGCUUUUCAACCAGAAGGAUGCAACUGCAAAGGUUGAAGAGAAUGCAGAGGAUGCAGAAAAGCAGGAAGCAGCUGAAGAUAGCGAUACGCACGAGUGGUAUACAACAGGGAGCAGCUAUAUCGGGAAGAUGAUUCGCCGGUCGGUGACGGACUCCGAGGGCAACAACCCCAUGGAGUGCAACGCAGAGGUCAUCGCAUGGCUUCCGGCGAGCGAGUCAAACUUCUUCAUCGACGAUGACGUCACCAAGCCUGCGGCCCUGUGGAGAGUGCGAUUCCAGGAGCUCGGGUGUGCAGACUUGGAGGAGCACGAGAUCCUUGAGGGGUUGGAGCUGUACGAUCAAAAUCAAGAGCAAGAAGUGAAGCAGGACAAGGAAGAGAUGGCCAGUAACGACAGUCCAGAGAAAGGGAGCGAUCGGGAGGAGGGAAGCGAUAGCGAGAAAGAAGGGAACGACCAGGAGACGAGGAAGAGUCGACGUCAAGCGAAAAGGAAGAGCAGCCUGAGCAACGGAGAGGGAGCGAGCAAGGCUGAGGGAGCCAAGAGACUUAAGUCCGACUCAAGCAUGGUGGGGAAGGACGCUGCUAAAGAAGCGAAUGACGAGCUUCGGAGGUAUCUGUCGGUCGCGUUAGAUCAGCUGGAGGAUUGUAAGAAGAAUCUGGCUACUACAACCAAGAUCAAGAACAAGCUGUUGGCAGAUCUGAACAAGUGCAGGAAUGAUCUCAUGGAUGCUCAGUCCAGGGCAGAGAAGCUGCAAGAGCAGAACAACGAGGCUCAACGAAAGCUUACAACCAUGCACGCCUAUAUGCUGAAGUUGGAGAAGGUGUCAGCAUUGCUAGGAUGUAAACUUGCUCAUGAGUGCCCUGCGCAGGCCAACGAUGAGAUGUUCACUGCAUUGAAGGAGACUGAGAAAAACUUUCCGAUCGAGGUUUCAGCGGGAAAGGGGGAGCUUGAUAGUGCACAACGGAUGAAGGACCCCCCGCCUGUGCGUGCGAGCAGCAGCGAAGUUUUACCGACGAUUGUGGAGGAAGGCCAUGAAACUGAUGAGAGCGAAGGGAAGGAAGAGGAGGAGGGAGGAGGAGGCAAGAGCCUGCAGCAUGUGGCCAAGUUGAAGCGAGUCUUGAGAGAGUCGAGAGAUCGAGAGCUUGAGCUCUUUCAGAAGAAUCAGACUGCCCUGUCGGCGUGCCGGCAGAUGAUGUCGGACCUCAGGCUGUGGGUAGACGCGUUCCGAGGAAAGAGCCACCUGAUACAGGUUGUUCCACUCGUUCUCCUGCUCGAUCUUGUUGACUUGAAGGAAUUCAAGGGGGAGAGGGUGGAGGGAGCGAUGGACAGGGCUGGGGAUUUUGAGCACGUCAAAUCCUCGUUUGCUGCCCUUUGUGACGCGAUUGGGGGGAGUUUGGAUGAAGUCUGCAAUGCUGUUCAUGCCGUUGAAGACUCUUUGACUCGUCCAACCCCCGAGAAUCAUGAGAAAGGUCUCAAUCAAAUGGUGGUUGCGAGGACUGGCAAAUCAACAGCCCCAUCAGAACAAGGACGAAGCGUGGUACACCAUCAGUCCAAGAUCCACAAGGCUCGCGUCUUCUUUGCGUGGAGAGACUUCAAGUCUUCCCUUCGGCUCUCUGCAGAAAGACUUGAGAUGAGGCUGACCUGCAAGCCUUGCCGGCUCUACUUCUCCAGGUGGCAGACGUCGGUCGAUCUCGUCAAGGAGCGCCAGGCCGUCUUCUCGUCUGUUGACUUGCAGAGAGCCUUCACCGGCUGGCGAUGCUGGGAAGAGGCGCGGGCAAGCUCUCCCCUCCGGUGGGUCUGGAUGCUGCUGAGCAAGCAAGUCUCCAUCCUCCAUCACCGCAAGACUUGCGUGCAGACUCGCCUAUAUUAUCGGCUAUUGAGGACUGAGAAUGAGAUGCUGUCCAAGUUGCAGCUCAACAAGUCCAAGUUCUGCUUCGACAAGUGGCUGGCAACUGUCAGCAGGAAGCAGGUUGGGAGGAGGGCGGAGCAGGUGCGGGCGGGGCAAGCGAUCAUGAUCGUGUUCGGCCGAUGGAGGAAAGUCGCCAACGUGAUGGCGAGGAGCAGGGGGAGAGUCACGAGAGAAGAGGAGGAGAAGAUUGCGAGAGCCAAGGCCGCCGUCGUGAGCUCCUGGAGUUUCGUCACUCAGCUGCAUGCGGCGCAGAGGCAGAUGGAUGAGUUGUGGCUCCUCUCCUCCCGCUCCUUCCGAAGGAACGGCGUCCUCCUCCUCCUCGUCCUGCAGAGCUGGGCUCGCUGGUCCCGUCAGUCCUUCAUGCUCGCUGAGUGGGAAGAGGAGGCGACGAGGAUGCAGGAGACGAGGAGGAGGAGGACUGGGCAGGAGACUGUCCGCAGGUGGUUUGAACUGUCUAUGAUCUCCCGUGCGGCUUCCAAGAUGCUGGCGAGAAAUCUGCGAGCCAUGGCAGCAGAGCAUGUGCUUGCAUGGAGCGCCUGGGUGACAAAGAGCAAGUCGGCGAGAUCUUAUACUUCGUUUCGUACCCGCCGCUCCCUCCGAGUUAGGAUGGCGAGGUGGACGAGGUACAAGACGGUGAUGAAGAAGCUGAGGAGGAGGAGAGUCUUCCUAGCCAGCAGCAGAGACAUCAGCACGCAGCACCUCGUACUGUGUGCAUGGAGGAAGCAGGUGGAGGAGGCGUCGUGGAAGGCCUCGUCGCUGCUGUUCGCAUCCUCAGUUCACCGAAGGCUCCUCUGCUCCCGCUGCUUCCUCCUCUGGUCCUCCCAGCUCCUCUUCCACCUCAAGGCUCUCCUCCGGCUGCAGACUUGGUGGGCUGAGCACAAGCUGCUGCCGGAGAAGAGCGCCAGGGAGGGAGAGAAGGAGGAGGGAGAGAGCACGAUCCUGUCCGGCAACACAACGGCAGGCAAGUGGAUCAAGUCCAUGAGGGCACAGCAGGGGAAGCUCUCCCGAGCAGGAGGAGAGGAGGCAGAGGCUAGCAGGGAAGGAGGAGGAGGAGGAGGAGGCAAGAGACAGGAGCGCGCUAUCCUCAAGUCUCUCCUCAUUGGCUCCUUCACCCGCUGGGCGGACAUCUCCUUCCUCCGCGUUCACCGGCAGGCGCAGAUGCUCCUGUCCUUCUGCCGCGGCAACUUCGCGGACAGGGAGAAGACGAUGAGGACCGCUUUCCGCUCGUUCCUGCAGGACUCCAGCAUGCGCUCUGUGGCCUCUGUCUGGUCCCCUCCUGACCGGGGGUUCUCCCUGCUCCGCGAGGCUCCUCUUGACCUCUCCUACGACAUGGUCCCGCAGUCAGCCCGGGGGCAGGCGGAGGAGGCGAGGGGUGGCGAGGUCCUGUUGGACAAGGAGCUCCUGGAGCUCGAGAGCGACUGCUCGAAGCUGCAGAAGAUGCUAUCUUCUGAGCCAGCCGUGCCCAGCAGGACGAGGACGACUGAAGAGCUGCCUGCUCCCGCUCCUCCUCCUCCUCCUCCUGCUACGAUGCCUUCUCCUCCUCCUUCUCCUCCUGGUGCUCAAGAUGGGAGGCUGAGGGACACAGAGGUGGAGCAGGUCAUCUCGACGCCGCGAGGAGGAGAGGAUCAGCGGCUCUCUCGUCUGGUGAGGAUCGCCAACGAAGUUUCUCCUCCCCCCGGGGCCUCGAGGCAGUCAAAAUCGCCAGCAUGGGAGCUCGCGAUCGAGGAAGAGAUCGCAGCACACAGGAGAACGGCGAUGCUGAGCGACAAGAAGGGCUCGAGGCUGACGGAAGUGGCCGAGGAAGCGAAGGAGGCGUCAGAAGGUGGGAGGUCGUCUUUGGCCAGGGCAGGACGAGCAGAGCAGGGAGAACAUGGUGGAGCAGGUGGUGUCUGUGGAGGGGAGAGAGGAGGAGAAGGUGGUGUAGGGGGGAAGCUGGAGGAGGCAGUGGUGCAGGAGGUUCAAGCACUCGAGGUCGAGCUCCGCAGCCUCUCCAAGGAACUCUUCACUCUCGUCCUCCCGAUAGCUUCCUCCUCCUCCAAAGCUUUCUUCAUGCGUGAAGUCGCAUGCUCCCGCAUCGACUCCUUCCUCUCUCGGCAGGGGGGCAUGUUCCACCGCCUCCUCCUCGAGCUCGGCUUCGCUCUCUGGCGGAUCUUCGUCCUCACCUCCGACACCUCCAACAGGGUCCGGGUCCUCUUCUCCCGCGAGCUUUCUCCCUCACUUUCCCUUCAUCGCUCCUCUCCGCUCGCCGGCAGGAACCUCCUGGUCCCUCGCGUCAGCUUCGGGGCCUUGGACGAGGGCAGGAGAGUGAGUGGAGGAAGCAUCGCAUGGGAGGACACUCGAGAGCCGACGCCGAGGAACGGAUGA